Messenger RNA from Aedes aegypti (yellow fever mosquito), 1657 nucleotides. It is a transcript of the gene Aatf, whose product is annotated as protein Aatf. The transcript is spliced from 3 exons. Bases 131 to 1609 code for a protein of 492 amino acids. Gene Ontology annotation, biological process: regulation of transcription by RNA polymerase II. The record is from RefSeq and is a predicted model, not a curated record. Gene Ontology annotation, cellular component: nucleolus; nucleus. Lineage: Eukaryota; Metazoa; Arthropoda; Insecta; Diptera; Culicidae.
GCAAGUGAAAACGUCAAAAGUUCACAAAAACAUCAACAUGUGCAACAUUUUUGGCUAAUCGUCCUACUCGCAAACUCCGUUACAAUCUGUUUUAUUUUAAAGUGGUUUAUUGAAGAGUGAAUAAUAAAAAAUGUUACCGUUAAAAGUUAAGCCCGGACGGCGCACCGCCCCGAAAACCAUUUCGGAAAAGAUCCACGAGCAAUUUGUGCCGAAAUCGGCCCUUGCGGGAGCUUCUCAAUCGGAUGACGACGAAGAUGACACCCGGCCGCGAUUCAGCGAAUUCGACGAGAACGACGAGGAAUUGGAGCGUGCUGCCGGUGGCCGGCUCAGCGACUUCCGGAAGCAGAACAUCCGUUAUCUGGAUGCAGUGGAUCGGAAAUACCAGGGUCAGGUUUCCUCACGAAACGAUAUCUUUGAGGGGAGUGACGAAGGCGAAGAGGGGGAAUCCGGUGAAGGAAGCGAGGAAAGUGAAGAUGAUUACCAAGCGGGGGCCUUUGUGAGGCUGAAACCUCCGGCCACCGGAAGUUCCGAUGUUGAGGAAGAGGAUGAAGAGGAAUAUGAGGACGAGGAAGAUGGAACCGAUGAUGACUACGACGAAGAGGACGAAGACAACGAUUAUUCCCUGGGUGACUUUCUAGGAACCAACAGGACCGAAUCGCAAAAGCUUCUCCAGGACGAAAACCGUCAGGAAUCGGUUCAGAAGGGAAUAUGCGUUCAGAACCAGCUGAAAAUGUGGGAACGGCUGCUGGAGAUGCGAAUCAAAAUGCAGAGCAGUCUGAUUACGGCCAAUUCCUUUCCGCAUGCCCACCGGUUUAGGGAUUUAUGCCAGGACGCGAAAUUCCAAGAAGCGACCGAUAAAGUCACCUCAACAGUGGAAUCCACUCUCAGGAACCUUUUGGAAUUGCAAGAGAUUCUGGUGGAUCGCUUUCCAGAAUCCAAAAACCUGCUCCCAUCCGGUUCGAAGCGAAAGUUGAAAACGGAAUCGAAGUCCGGUGGAAAAGGCAAACUUCCUCGAUUGGACGAUUUCGAAUCAUACAUUAAGGAUUCGUACGGCAGCUACACGCCGUACCGCAAUGAGGUGCUACAGAAGUGGCACGACAGGACAAAAGUGGCUUCCAGUAGCGCCAAAACUGCUAACCUAUCGUCCCUGAGCAUAGUCAAGAAAAUAGAGAACGCCCUCCUCUCGAAAGAUGAAGCGAUUCGGAAAACGCAGCUCUACCGAGGUGGUUACAAACUGUUUGAGGGACCUAUCCAAUCCCCGACCAAGGAACAAACCGUGGAAAACACCUCAGAUCCUCAGCAAAUCUACGAUGGCGAGAUCUACGACGAUUCCGAUUUUUAUCAUGCUUUGCUGCGAGAGCUGAUUGAGUACAAAUCGAAUACCGCGGAAAAUCCCCAGGAGAUCAGCGCCAAGCUGGCCGAGCUGCAAAAGCUGCGCAACAAGAUGAAGAAGCAGGUGGACACCCGAGCCUCCAAGGGACGCAAAAUUCGGUACGUUGUGCACAAGAAGCUGGUAAAUUUUACCGCUCCUGAUGAUACCCACCAGUGGACGGAAGAGGCCAAGAAUGAGCUGUUCAGUUCGCUUUUCGGUGGAACGGCCAAUGAUUGAUGUACAUUUUGAAGUGAAUAUAUUUCAGUUAUCACCGGUUGUCCUUAA